Molecule: messenger RNA, 282 nt
Organism: Aspergillus versicolor CBS 583.65
Lineage: Eukaryota; Fungi; Ascomycota; Eurotiomycetes; Eurotiales; Aspergillaceae
Exons: 1
Coding region: 66-254 (62 amino acids)
Source: RefSeq, a predicted model, not a curated record
GGGACUGUGAGGAGUGCUCAAGCCGUGUCGAUCUUUCAUAGAUCUCUUUUUCUUUUUUCUUCCUCAUGCUGGACUGUGGACAAAAUAAAACUCAAAACGUAUUAUUUCAUGACCUAUCAAGCUUGAAUAUCGAUCGCGUUAUUGUAGUGUGCAGCAUAUAUAUUUUGGCUCUGGCGGUCUUUGUUUCUGUGAGUCUAAAGGCCCACUCUCGCUGGCUCCUGUCGGUCGAUAUCAUCCCACGAGACUGCCGAUAGAAAGGCUCCAUAUUUUCGCCUAUCGGAG